AUGAAUGCGACGACGACGAUGCGGCAACAAAAACGAUUCUUCGUCGACAACAACAAAGGGGUUGUUUUUUCUCUUCUUUUGUUCUUCGUUUUUGCGUCGUUGUUCUCUCUAACUGUCGUGAAUGCGUUCGAGUCGCCGGCGAAAGCUUCCCUGAAAGCGUUCGAAGUCGUGACGUUUUCAAAAGUAGAAACGACGAGGGCGACGAAAUCAUCUUUAACUUCCUCUCCUGACGAUGAUACUGAUGAAAAGAUUACCGCGGUUGAAUUCACCGCGUUCGGGACGCACUUUCGCGUGAACGUGGAACAAUCGUACAAAAAAUUUCUCAAAAAUGGCGCCUUGUUCGUGGACCAAUUGAACGGAAACGAACCGAAGUCGAUCGAUUGGGUGAAUACGCUCGAGUUGGAACGAGAGAAGAAAUGCUUUUACGACGGUAAAACCGUGCUUUCUUCUUCUUCGACGACGACUGCGGGAACGAAAAAUGCGAAUAACAUCGCGUCUGGGAAUCUUUGCCCGGGGGGAUCUCGCGCGCACUUCAACGUCGUCGCGAAGAAUGAGAGCAUUUCUUUGGCGUCGCCGCACGCGGACUUUACCGAGGACGUGGCGCAGGAGAAGAUGAGACGGCGAAGAAGCCGUUCGCUUUUACAGGAUGAUGACGCGGAUGGCGAUGAUUCGAUUGCGACCAGUGAUAGAAUCAGUUUGAGUAAGAAGUUACGAUCGACGUAUUUCAUCGCCUUUCGAGCGGAAGACGAACUCGACAACAACUUGGAAGGGACCAGAUUCGACGAGGUAAUGUAUAAACCUGGGACCACCGCCGACGACGAACACGGACACAAGAAACGAAUGCGACGAAGGCUUAAUCACGCCGGCGAACAUUGGACUGCUCAGUUGGAAACGUACGUCAUCAUCGAUAUGAAACGCUCCGCGGACUACAUAAAUGAUGGGAAGACGGAUAUGGAUUGCAUCAUGGAUUCGUUGGCGGUUAUGAACUUUGUCAACGCGCUUUACGACGGGGUCUUUGAUGUCGAAUUAAACGUGGUCGUGAGUGGAUUCGGUAUCUUUAGCGCGAGUCAAGGAAAUACUGUUUCGGACGGUAAUCUUGGAACGUCGGAACCGUGGACGCACGCCACGCUUGCGGACGAUACCGAGGCGUGCGAUUAUUGUGAAAAUGAUGAUGAAGUCGACGUGGAAAAAUUCUUAGACAACGUUUCGAAUUGGGUGGUUGAGCAGGAUGCUUCUUUUUUCAACGGCGCGGACGAUGUCGUUGUACUGUCUGGACACGAUUUUGACGGCGGUACCAUUGGACUUGCGUGGUUGGGUACGGUUUGCGCAACAUGGGCGCAAAACGUAAACGAGGUCAGAUACACCAAUACGUUGCGAUACAGCGCUGCAACCGUUGCGCACGAAAUAGGACAUAACCUUGGAUUUCCGCACGAUGGUGAUGGCGAUUCUGGCACAGAGAGUUGCCCUGCUGCUGGAUUAAUUAUGGCCGCGCUUGCGGGUAAUGAACUCGAAACGCAAUGGUCGACGUGCUCGAAAGACGUAUACAACGAUAAAAUCGAAGACAUGAAGUCGUGCUUGACUCAAGGGAAUACCAACGUUUGCGGUAACGGAAUCGUUGAAGAAGGUGAAGAGUGCGAUUGUUACGGUAAAGAUUGCACGAACACUUUAUAUUACGGUGCAAAUGAACAAAACUGUUGCGAUGCGUCCACGUGUAAACUGAAAACAGGUAAAACGUGUUCGAGUUACCACGACGGCUGUUGUACCGACGCGUGCAGCAUCGCGGCGAAGGAUGUCGUGUGCAGAGCCGCCGCUGGUGAAGGUGGAUGCGAUGUUGCAGAAACGUGCGAUGGCGUUUCGAAAUCGUGCGAUUCGCGCGAUUACUGGAAACCGUACGGGACAAUUUGCACAGUUGAUUCGAAGACGGGUGGGUGCUAUAAAAACGAAUGCAGAGUUGACCUUCCCCAAGCAGAAAACAAACCGUGCUUUUGGUUGUGGGGAGGUGUGUACUAUGCAACAAAGAAGGGUGCUCCGUGCUCAACGGACACGAUUUCUGGCGUCUACUCAAAAGUAUGCGACGGUGAAGGCGCUUGCGUCUCCCCUACAAUGUUGGAUUACGAUAACAACGCCAUCACGAAUACGCAAAAAUGCGACGCGUCGGAGAAAACACCAGAAAACGGAAGUAUCGGUGCUUGCAAAGAGUUACUCUCGCACGGCGAAACGUGUAUUUUCAAUUGCAACUCUGGAUACUCCCUUUCCGGAGCAACCUCGUGUUCUGCAGGCAAGACAAUAAGUACUGCCGCGUGCAAACCGAACUCUGUUGCAGCGAUUGAAUCUUCCUUGGAACUUUCGCCAUACUCCGUCGCAACAUUUUUGGACGCGCAAAAGACCGCCUUUAUCGCGGGCAUGGCUUCCUACUUGGCCGUUGAAGUCGAUAAAAUCACCAUCACGGAUAUCACCGAUGUUGUUUUCAGUGGCGCCGACGACGAUAAUUACCGGCGACGAAAAUUAACCGCGACGAACGCCGUCCAAGUCGAUUUCAAAGUCGAAACGUCCUCGUUCGCCAACCUCGCCGUCGUGGAAACGAAACUGGUCACCGAUGACGCGACAAACUUGGUCGCAGCGCUCGAUGGACAAGCUGAUUUAACUGUCACUGUCAGUUCUAUCAAGGCGCCAAUUACCGUCGUAAAACUCGCGCCUCCGCCGAGUCCUCCUCCACCGAGUCCUCCUCCGACGAGCACUUUGAUUAUUUCGCCGGCGGCGCGUCGCGCCGCCUUUUCUCCUUCCGAGUUUUACUUUUUAACGUUUUUUACGAGCGUUUUACUCCUCGCGUUCGCGUAA
Molecule: messenger RNA, 2838 nt
Organism: Bathycoccus prasinos
Lineage: Eukaryota; Viridiplantae; Chlorophyta; Mamiellophyceae; Mamiellales; Bathycoccaceae
Exons: 1
Coding region: 1-2838 (945 amino acids)
Biological process (GO): membrane protein ectodomain proteolysis
Molecular function (GO): metalloendopeptidase activity
Source: RefSeq, a predicted model, not a curated record